AUGCUUUUAGAACCGAGCAUCAUUGUACAAAAUUUAUUGCGAGAAGAAUAUAGUAAAUUUUCAUAUGUGGAUCUGACUAAACAAAUCACUCCUGCUCUGGUAUAUACUAUAAAUACAUUAAUGGCAAAAACAUUUCAUCAUGCAAUAUAUGUAAAUCUCUGUAUCAGUACAGCGUUUCAAAAUAUUGGAAAAUUCUAUCCAGAAGCAUUUAUCUGUAGCGAAGAAACUUGUGAGGAUUUAGCAUUGGUACUUUGCAUUCAUAAUCAACAUGGAAAGCCUACUAAUAGCGGACCUGAUGUCAAAAUUUCAUGCAUAGCACAUUACAGAAGGCGUAAUUUGAAAAAUGUUAUGGUUAUGAAAGACUUAACAGCUCUAGCACAUGCACAUACACCAGGAAAGGAUUAUAAUAACUAUCUCCAAACAAAUAUCCAGAGUUCUGCAUUAAAAUUUGUAAAUAUUCUAAGGGGUCAGGAGGCUAUAAAAUUUCAUAAAACAUCCAUGUUUUUCCAUUUUGAAAGGAAAUCAAAAUUAUGCGUUCAAUAA
This is a messenger RNA of Echinococcus granulosus, 543 nucleotides long. RefSeq lists its product as hypothetical. The transcript is spliced from 6 exons. The coding region runs from base 1 to 543 and encodes 180 amino acids. Lineage: Eukaryota; Metazoa; Platyhelminthes; Cestoda; Cyclophyllidea; Taeniidae. The record is from RefSeq and is a predicted model, not a curated record.